AUGAGCGCUUCGGCACCGUUCGGCUCCGCAAAACGCACAGAGGAACUCCUCUCGCUGUCCUUCAACCAGGACAGCGGCUGCUUCGCGUGCGGCACCGACGGGGGCUUCCGCAUCUACAACUGCGACCCAUUCAAGGAAACCUUCCGCAGGCGCUUCGACAGCGGCGGGAUCGGGCAGGUCGAGAUGCUCUUCCGCUGCAACAUCCUCGCGCUCGUGGGCGGCGGGCGAUCGCCGAGAUUUUCCCCGAACAAGGUGAUGAUCUGGGACGACCACCAGAGCAGGUGCAUCGGCGAGCUCUCCUUCCGCGUCGAGGUACGGGCGGUGCGACUGCGCCGAGAUCGCGUCGUCGUGGUCCUGGAGCACAAGAUCUACGUCUACAACUUCGCCGACCUCAAGAUCCUGCACCAGACCGACACCGUCGCCAACCCGCUCGGCCUGUGCGCCCUAUCCCCGACGCAGGACAGCACCGUCAUGGCGUGCCCGGGCCUGAACAAAGGCCAAGUCAGAGUCGAACUCUACGACUUGGGCGUCACCAAAUUCAUCUCGGCGCACGACGGCGAACUCGCGCAGCUGCAACUCACCCUGGACGGCGCCCUGCUCGCGACCGCCUCGGAGAAGGGGACGCUCAUACGCGUCUACGACACGGCGAGCGCGACGCUGAUGCACGAGUUCCGCAGGGGCGCGGACCGCGCCACCGUCUACUCCAUCGCGUUUGCGCCGGGCAAAGACUUUUUGGCGGUGAGCUCGGACAAGGGCACCGUGCACGUCUACGUCGUGCCGGAACGGGCGAGCGGCUCCAAUCAGGAGGGCGGCGUCGUCGACGCGAAAGCCGCGUUCUCCUUUGUCAAGGGUUUCCUCCCCAAGUACUUCAGCAGCGAGUGGAGUCUGGCGCAGUUCAAGCUGCCGGACUUCACGAGGUCCUUGGUGGCGUUCGGACCGGAGCCCAACACCCUGAUCGUCGUCACCGUGGAGGGGACGUAUUACAAGGUGGGAUUCGAUCCGAAGAGCGGCGGCGCCUGCGCGCAAGUCGCGUUUUCGCGAUUUUUGAAGACUGCGGAGGAGGAGGAGGAGGGGGGUUGGGGCGCGGUUCGGGACGUGAGGUGA
This is a messenger RNA of Micromonas commoda, 1104 nucleotides long. RefSeq lists its product with no specific name. The record is from RefSeq and is a predicted model, not a curated record. Gene Ontology annotation, cellular component: extrinsic component of membrane; cytosol; phagophore assembly site membrane. Gene Ontology annotation, molecular function: phosphatidylinositol-3-phosphate binding; phosphatidylinositol-3,5-bisphosphate binding; protein binding. Gene Ontology annotation, biological process: nucleophagy; protein lipidation; protein localization to phagophore assembly site. Lineage: Eukaryota; Viridiplantae; Chlorophyta; Mamiellophyceae; Mamiellales; Mamiellaceae. The coding region runs from base 1 to 1104 and encodes 367 amino acids. The transcript has 2 exons.